AUGUCGUCUGGAGCCAAGGAGGGGGGCGGGGGCUCUCCCGCCUACCACCUCCCCCACCCGCACCCACACCCACCCCAGCACGCCCAGUAUGUGGGCCCCUAUCGGCUGGAGAAGACCCUGGGCAAAGGACAGACCGGGCUAGUAAAACUCGGGGUCCACUGUAUCACGGGCCAGAAGGUCGCCAUCAAGAUUGUGAAUCGAGAGAAGUUGUCCGAGUCGGUGCUGAUGAAGGUGGAGCGUGAGAUCGCCAUCCUAAAGCUCAUCGAACACCCACACGUCCUCAAACUCCAUGACGUCUACGAGAACAAGAAAUAUUUGUAUCUGGUUCUAGAGCACGUCUCUGGAGGGGAGCUGUUUGACUACUUGGUAAAGAAGGGGAGACUGACCCCCAAGGAGGCCCGGAAGUUCUUCCGCCAGAUCGUGUCGGCACUGGACUUCUGCCACAGCUAUUCCAUCUGCCACAGAGAUCUGAAGCCUGAGAACCUGCUUCUGGAUGAGAAGAACAACAUCCGCAUCGCCGACUUCGGCAUGGCCUCCCUGCAGGUGGGGGACAGCCUCCUGGAGACCAGCUGCGGGUCCCCCCAUUAUGCGUGUCCAGAGGUGAUUAAGGGGGAGAAGUACGACGGGCGGCGUGCGGACAUGUGGAGCUGUGGGGUCAUCCUCUUUGCCCUGCUCGUGGGUGCUCUGCCUUUUGAUGACGACAACCUCCGCCAGCUGCUGGAGAAGGUGAAACGGGGCGUCUUUCACAUGCCCCACUUCAUCCCUCCAGACUGCCAGAGCCUCCUGAGAGGCAUGAUCGAGGUGGAGCCAGAGAAGAGGCUCAGUCUGGAGCAAAUUCAGAAACAUCCUUGGUACCUGGGCGGGAAGCAUGAGCCGGAUCCCUGCUUAGAGCCAGCCCCGGGCCGCCGGGUAGCCAUGCGAAGUCUCCCAUCCAACGGAGAACUGGACCCCGAUGUCCUGGAGAGCAUGGCAUCGCUGGGCUGCUUCAGGGACCGCGAGCGGCUGCACCGCGAGCUGCGGAGCGAGGAGGAGAACCAAGAGAAGAUGAUCUACUAUCUCCUUUUGGAUCGGAAAGAACGGUAUCCCAGCUGUGAGGACCAGGACCUGCCUCCCCGGAAUGAUGUAGACCCCCCUCGGAAGCGUGUGGACUCCCCCAUGCUGAGCCGGCACGGGAAGCGGCGGCCGGAGCGGAAGUCCAUGGAGGUGCUAAGCAUCACUGACGCCGGGGGCGGGGGCUCCCCCGUACCCACGAGGAGGGCCUUGGAGAUGGCCCAGCACAGCCAGAGAUCACGGAGCGUCAGUGGAGCGUCCACCGGUCUGUCGUCCAGUCCUCUCAGCAGUCCCAGGAGUCCAGUGUUUUCCUUCUCUCCUGAACCUGGCACUGGAGAUGAGGCUCGGGGAGGAGGUUCACCAACUUCCAAAACGCAGACGCUGCCUUCUAGGGGUCCCAGGGGUGGGGGCGCUGGGGAGCAGCCCCCGCCCCCCAGUGCCCGCUCCACGCCCCUGCCUGGUCCCCCAGGCUCCCCGCGUUCCUCUGGGGGUACUCCCUUGCACUCACCGCUGCACACACCCCGGGCCAGUCCCACUGGGACCCCGGGAACAACACCUCCCCCCAGCCCGGGUGGUGGCGUCGGGGGAGCCGCCUGGAGGAGUCGGCUCAACUCCAUCCGCAACAGCUUCUUGGGCUCCCCUCGCUUUCACCGGCGCAAGAUGCAGGUCCCCACUGCGGAGGAGAUGUCCAGUUUGACACCAGAGUCCUCUCCAGAGCUAGCAAAACGCUCCUGGUUCGGGAACUUCAUUUCUUUGGACAAAGAAGAACAAAUAUUCCUCGUGCUCAAGGACAAACCUCUCAGCAGCAUCAAAGCGGACAUUGUCCACGCCUUCCUGUCGAUCCCCAGCCUGAGUCACAGUGUGCUGUCACAGACCAGCUUCAGGGCCGAGUACAAGGCCAGUGGUGGCCCCUCCGUCUUCCAGAAGCCUGUCCGCUUCCAGGUGGACAUCAGCUUCUCCGAGGGUCCGGAGCCCUCCCCACGCCGGGACGGCAGUGGUGGCGGCUGCAUCUACUCCGUCACCUUCACACUCAUCUCCGGUCCCAGCCGCCGGUUCAAGCGUGUGGUGGAGACCAUCCAGGCACAGCUGUUAAGCACCCACGACCAGCCGUCCGUGCAGGCCCUAGCAGAUGAGAAGAAUGGGGCCCAGACUCGGCCACCAGGUACCCCACCCCGGAGCCUGCACCCCCCACCCAGCCGCCCAGACCCAGAACUCAGCGGCUCACCCCGCCGAGGACCCCCCAAGGACAAGAAGCUCCUGGCCACCAACGGGACCCCUUUGCCCUGA
This is a messenger RNA of Elephantulus edwardii (Cape elephant shrew), 2337 nucleotides long. RefSeq names its product BR serine/threonine kinase 1 (gene BRSK1). Lineage: Eukaryota; Metazoa; Chordata; Mammalia; Macroscelidea; Macroscelididae. Gene Ontology annotation, cellular component: cytoplasm. The coding region runs from base 1 to 2337 and encodes 778 amino acids. The record is from RefSeq and is a predicted model, not a curated record. Gene Ontology annotation, biological process: protein phosphorylation; intracellular signal transduction; microtubule cytoskeleton organization. Gene Ontology annotation, molecular function: ATP binding; tau-protein kinase activity; protein serine/threonine kinase activity. The transcript is spliced from 19 exons.